Molecule: messenger RNA, 1617 nt
Organism: Daldinia vernicosa
Lineage: Eukaryota; Fungi; Ascomycota; Sordariomycetes; Xylariales; Hypoxylaceae
Product: plasmid pRiA4b ORF-3-like protein-domain-containing protein
Exons: 1
Coding region: 409-1392 (327 amino acids)
Source: RefSeq, a predicted model, not a curated record
GCUUCUUACUGGGAUAAUAGGAUGAGAUAGCCAAUGAUAAGAUGUUCUUAUACUUCUAUAACGGGCAACAUGGAUUCUCCUGAUUGGCCCUAGUCUAGUCUUUCUCCCAACGACGAUCAACUUGCACCUAUUUCACGGUUUGCUGGUGUACGUUUCCCGGAGACGCUUUGACACAUUAACAGUAAAAGUGGUGGGGUUUACGGGUUAGCCAAUGGUUUUGGUAAACAAGCAAAAUUUGUCAAACACCACCGUUUGACGAUACGAUAAACAAACAUAUUCUAGGCAACUACCUACCUUAUAUCAAAACGUCAACCCGCGUCAGGAAAUUCGUAGUUGUUCUACAAAUACCCGAGCAAGAGAACCGUAACCACUGAGUUGACGUAUAGUCCUCUAUGAUUCAUCAGCAUCAUGGCAACCACAGAAACAACACAAAAAUGUGGCAACUCAAAAUGCGACAAGACCUCCAGCUCGACAACUUUACAGCAAUGUGGACGGUGUAAGAAAACAGCUUACUGUUCCAAAGAUUGUCAGGCCGCCUCAUGGCCGACGCACAAGAAGAGAUGCCACCACCAGAACUACAUUGUGAAAUUCCAGUUAGCACCUGAGAAGAUCACAGAUCCGCCUGUCUUUCGCACUCUCUCCUGUCCCGCCGACGCUGUCUUCUAUCACCUGCACAUGGCCCUACAACUUGCUUUCGGCUGGUCAACUACCCACUCCUUCGACUUCGCCGUGCUAAAUCCAGACUAUACGAUGCCAGACGACCCGCUGAGCAUGUACCAGUACAUGAUGAUGACGUCUAGCAUGGGGCGACAGCCCGACCCAUCCGCACCGCAGGAAUAUCUGUUCCGCGUCGUCGACCCCGUCGAGCAGACGGCCUUCUCCGGGAUUGACCGCAUGCAUGAAGGCACAAGACGGCACCCGAACACCAAGGAGAAGAAAGCAGACUCGUACAAGCUGCGCCACCUCUUCGACGACCCGAAGUACAGCGGCCACAAGAUGGUCUAUACGUACGAUUUCGGCGACAACUGGGAACACGAGAUGACGGUUUUAGGGCGCACAGAUGCCACGCAUGAUUUUGUGUGCCUCGACGGCGCCGGCCACUACGUCGCUGAAGAUGUAGGAGGUACGAGAGGCUGGCAGAAUCUCAAGGAGGCAUAUCGCACCGCGCGGCCCAGCGCGGAGCAGCGUGAUAGAAGGCGGUGGUUCGAGACGCAGUGCAGCAAUGCAGAUGCCGCUGGCUUAGCGGGCGACCGCGUCAACGCCUGGGACCGCCAGGCAAUUAACGAGAAGCUCAAGUCUGACCGGCUAUUUGAUCAUUUUGAUCGCAUGGCAGAUGCGAGCGCGGCCCAGGCGGAACAGUAUGAGCAGUCUAUGCGGCAGCGUAGAACAUAGAGCAACUAAGGCAUGAUAGGAAAUUCGGUGUACGUACCUAGGUAGACAGCAGUCGAUACCCAUCUUGCGUUGUUUAUGAUAGUCGCCGAUGUAAGGCUAACCAGAUGAUAUACCUAUGUGUUUGGCUGCCUAACAUGUGUGUUUACCUAAUACAGUAAAGAUACGAACUCACCUCUAAUAUGUAAAUCCGAGCGGGAAAUGUGGUGAUCGCUCCGUUCCUGCAGG